UCUCUAAUGUGAACCCCUGGUGUCUCUUGGCUCCUAGCAAAGGUGGUAAAUCCUCCCAGAAGUCCUCGUCCUCGGGUUCGGAGUCGGCCCCCAAGAAGGUGUCCAAGAAAGAACAGAAGAGACAGGACAUGGAGAAGAUACACACCACCCUGCUCUGCAGCGUGUUUGGAGCGGUAUACACACACACACACACACACACACUCAUACACACACACCAUAACAGCUACUUUACCCUUUGACCCCUAACCCCUAAUCCUGACCUAUAACCCCACACCACUUAGUGAGCGACAUGCUAGGCUAACAGCAGUCUGGUGUUUGGUGGGGAGUGAAAAGUCAGGGAUUCUGCUAUGUUAGCGGAGCUUCUGAUCUUUGCAUGCCGAUGUGUGUGUGUGUGUGUGUGUGUGUGUGUGUGUGUGUGUGUGUGUGUGUGUGUGCGUGCCUGCUUGUCUGCCAGCAAGCUACAAAUGCGUUUCUGCCUGAAUGUGUGUGUGUGUGUGUGUGGGUAAUGACCCUGUCAGUUACACACACAGAGUGGUUAUCCUCUCACCACUCAUUAGGAUUAAGGCUAGAAGAUGCUGGAAGAGCAUCGAACAAAAGGGGAAAGUUGUACAGUUGUUUUAAUACUGUUUUUGUUUGUUUGUGAUAUGUGUAAAGGUUAAGACCAAUUGAUGUGUGCUGUUUUAUGAACAAUUGCUGUUGUCUUACUUAGAAAUGUUUCUUGACAUUGUGAAACUUAACCUGGGGACAUCGAUUAUGGAUAGAAUAAUUCCAAUUGGCAUUUAAACUAGAAGCUAUUGAGCAUGCAGUGUGAACGUAGGCUUUGAAUAACAACACGCUACAUUGAAUGGUGUCCCAGACAAACAGGAUGGAACUCUUAACGAUUUAAUCCACCAUGAGAAGGAAACGUCCUUAACUGUUCCUGUCCCCAAUCCCUCACUAAUUUACCUCACUACCGUAACAGAAUGACCUAACCCUAAAACCUUUAACCUCCUCUUACACAACAGUAUACAUCUCAAAUUUCCUGUCCUAAACUUCCAGCGAUAAGCACCUUUUUUUUGUCCCAAUGUCUUCAAGGUUGACCCUAUCCAGAUUGUAGUACAUGAGGAUAUUCUGCAAGUCAUGCACUAUAAUAUUCCACAAAAUGUGAGCCAGGCUUGAGUAUUGUCACACAGUGUUGUCUCUCCCUCACAAAAACACCUCUCCCCUGUUGUCUUCCUUUAGGAGAGAGAGUUGGCUCAAGCAGAGUUGGAUGGUGAGUCUUCUUAGCACAGUGAUAUUGCAUAUACAGUAGAAUGCUUUAUUUACAGUAGGUUGACCAUUUGCACGACUCAUUACAUUGAGCUCAUAUUACUCAAGUUAGUAUUCAGCCAGACAUUAGACUUGUAAAAGAGGGGUAGCUUUGAGUCGUCCAUAGAAAUAGCAUGACUAGAAUGGGCAAAACGCCCCUCAGACCACGGAACUUCGACAGUACUACAGUCAUGGGUAGACUCAAUAUAAACGUCUGCCUACCCAUCACAGAAUGUCGACCUGAAUGGGAAAGUUCCUUUUAGUAAUUCUACUUCCAUGGUGUCAGCAUCACCUUCUGACCUCUAACCUCUAACAUUUGACCUUUGGCGCAGAGCUGGACUUUGCCUUCAAGGAGUUUGACUACGACUGCGAUGGCUACCUGAACUACAAGGACGUGGCAGAGUGCAUGAGGACCAUGGGCUACAUGCCCACUGAGAUGGAGCUGCUGGAGAUAGUACAACAGAUUAAGAUGAGGAGUGAGUGUCUUAUAACUGUUAUAUAGCUGUUAUGGACCUGUUAUAACCUGUUACAGACCUGUUUAACCUGUUACAGACCUGUUAUAGACCUGUUAUAACCUGUUACAGACCUGAUAUAGACCUGUUAUAACCUGUUACAGACCUGUUGAACCUGUUACAGACCUGAUAUAGACCUGUUACAGACCUGAUAUAGACCUGCUAUAACCUGUUACAGACCUGUUAUAGACCUGCUAUAACGUGUUAAAGACCUGAUAUAGACCUGUUACAGACCUGAUAUAGACCUGCUAUAAACUGUUACAGACCUGUUAUAGACCUGCUAUAACCUGAUAUAGACCUGUUACAGACCUGUUACAGACCUGUUACAGACCUGUUAUAGACCUGUUACAGACCUGUUAUAACCUGUUACAGACCUGUUAUAGACCUGUUAUAGACCUGUUACAGACCUGUUACAGACCUGUUACAGACCUGUUAUAACAUGUUACAGACCUGAUAUAGACCUGUUAUAACCUGUUACAGACCUGUUACAGACCUGUUAAAACAUGUUAUAACAUGUUAUAGACCUGUUACAGACCUGAUAAAGACCUGCUAUAACCUGUUACAGACCUGUUAUAACCUGUUACAGACCUGUUAUAGACCUGCUAUAACCUGAUAUAGACCUGUUACAGACCUGUUACAGACCUGUUACAGACCUGUUGUAGACCUGCUAUAACGUGUUAAAGACCUGAUAUAGACCUAUUACAGACCUGAUAUAGACCUGAUAUAACCUGUUACAGACCUGUUAUAGACCUGCUAUAACCUGUUAAAGACCUGAUAUAGACAUGUUAUAACCUGUUACAGACCUGUUAUAACUGGUUACAGACUUGAUAUAGAUCUGUUACAGACCUGUUACAGACCUGUUAUAGACCUGUUACAGACCUGUUAUAACCUGUUACAGACCUGAUAUAGACCUGUUACAGACAUGUUAUAGACUUGUUAUAACCUGUUACAGACCUGUUAAAACAUGUUAUAACCUGUUACAGACCUGCUAUAACCUGUUACAGACCUGCUAUAACCUGUUAAAGACCUGAUAUAGACCUGUUACAGACCUGAUAUAGACCUGCUAUAACCUGUUACAGACCUGUUAUAGACCUGCUAUAACCUGUUAAAGACCUGUUACAGACCUGUUAUAACCUAUUACAGACCUGAUAUAGACCUGUUAUAGACCUGUUACAGACCUGUUAAAACAUGUUACAGACCUGUUAUAAAACUGUUACAGACCUGUUAAAGACCUGUCAUAACCUGUUACAGACCUGUUAUAACCGGUUACAGACUUGAUAUAGAUCUGUUAUAGACCUGUUACAGACCUGUUAUAUACCUGUUACAGACCUGUUACAGACCUGCUAUAACCUGUUACAGACCAGUUAUAGAACUGUUACAGACCUGUUACAGACCUGUUAUAUUUUUUUACAGACCUGUUAUAGACCUGUUAUAGAACUGUUACAGACCUGUUAUAGACCUGUUACAGACCUGUUAUAACCGGUUACAGACUUGAUAUAGAUCUGUUAUAACCUGUUAUAGACCUGUUACAGACCUGUUACAGACAUGUUACAUACCUUUUACGGACCUGUUACAGACCUGUUAUAACCUGUUACAGACCUGCUAUAGAUCUGUUACAGACCUGCUAUAGAUCUGUUACAGACCUGUCACAGUGCUGUUACAGACCUGUUACAGACCUGUUACAGACCUGUUAUAACCGGUUACAGACUUGAUAUAGAUCUGUUAUAACCUGUUACAGACCUGAUAUAGACCUGUUACAGACCUGUUAUAACCUGUUACAGACCUGUUAUAGACCUGUUACAGUGCUGUUACAGACCUGUCACAGUGCUGUUACAGACCUGUUACAUACCUGUUAUAACCUGUUAAAGACCUGUUAAAGACCUGUUAUAGCAUUUUACAGACCUGUUCUGACCUGUUAUAGACCUGUUAUAGUCCUGCUGGAGAUCAAGUUGAGGAGUGAGUGUGAUAAUAUGACUGCGAGAGAGAGAGAGAGAGAGAGAGAGAGAGAGAGAGAGAGAGAGAGAGAACGAGAGAGAGAUGGGAGAAAGAGAGAGAACGAGCGAGAGAGCGAGGAACAGAAACAGUGCGUUUCCUUAACUCUGCAUUGAGAACCUCAUUGACUGAGGUUAUUGACACCACUGAACCCUCCUGUCCUGGUUUUUGACUGGUGUGUUCAUCUAGUCACCUACCUAUCUCCUGACUGUUCAUUGGUGUGUUGGACCAGUCCCUACCUGUGUCCUGAUUGUUGAUUGGUAUGUUUCUCUGCAGUGGGCGGUCUUAUGGACUUUGAUGACUUCUGUGAGCUAAUGGGUCCCAGGAUAAUGGGGGAGACUGUUGACAUGCUGGGGCUGAAGGAGCUCAGAUCAGCCUUCUCUCAAGUAAGAGACUGAGAUUGGAACCAAAAUAAACUACAAACAGAAAACACAGGCAUUAUAACUCAAACUUUAAUCUCCCAGCUUUUACAUCCUUGCAUGAUUGACCUUACCUACUCUUCCUCAAGUUCAGAUUCAGCCCUCAACCAAUAUUAAGUCACCUGUUUACUUAAUCACCCCCAUCCUCUCAUCCUCAACAUCCUCUCCUCACCUCUCCUCCUCUACUCCUCAACUCUCCUCUCUCCUCACCUCACCCCUCCUCACCCCUCCCCUCAUCUCUCCUCAACCCUCCUCUCAUCAACUCUCCUCCCCUCUCCCCUUCUCACCGCUCCUCACCUCUCCUCACCCCUCCCUUCACCUCUCCUCCCCUCUCCUCUCUCCUCUCAGUUUGACCAGGACUGUGAUGGGAAGAUCAGUCAGGAUGAGAUGAAGGAGGCGGUGAAG
This is a messenger RNA of Coregonus sp. 'balchen', 4615 nucleotides long. The record is from the annotation of a GenBank genome assembly. NCBI's taxonomy places the organism in Eukaryota, Metazoa, Chordata, Actinopteri, Salmoniformes, Salmonidae.